Molecule: messenger RNA, 2361 nt
Organism: Mytilus trossulus (common blue mussel)
Lineage: Eukaryota; Metazoa; Mollusca; Bivalvia; Mytilida; Mytilidae
Exons: 3
Coding region: 70-693 (207 amino acids)
Cellular component (GO): membrane
Source: RefSeq, a predicted model, not a curated record
GCAUUACAUUUACCUUCCCCAUACAAUUCGCACCUGUCAAAUAACAGUCGAAACAGGUAAAACAGAAAAAUGGCCGAAAAGAAAUCGGUAAUUGGUUUAAUAUUCGCAAUAGCGGCUGUGGCGUUUAUGGUUGGAUCAUUUGCCAGCCCUUAUUGGAUAGAAUCCUUUUCUAAAUCUGAAAACAGAUUUGUCAAAUGUGGAUUAUGGGAGUUUUGUUUCAAUGACUACACGUUUUGGAAGGACUAUAAUGGAAAACGAUACCUCGGUUGUUGGUAUAUCUUUUCUGACCAGUACAGACCAAUCUGGGAAUGGCUAUCACCACCAUGGUUUAUCGUAUGUCAAGUUAUGGUCAGUGUAUGUCUGCUGUUUCACGUCAUCAUCACGUUUGUCCUAAUUCUAAUGGUACUGAAUUGUUUGCCGUACUACCUGAAAGAAGUUAUCCUCAUGGGAAUUAGUUUUGUCUACUUUUUUGUGGUGCUGGUUGGAUUCAUACAAAUGGUUCUAUUUGGAGUGAAGAAAGAAGAUCGAGGUUGGAUGCCGCGCCCAGACCAGAACUAUUUAUCUUGGGGAUAUGGAUUUUUUGUCAUUUCAAUUAUUUUCACUCUGAUUGCAGCAGCAUUGCUGUUGCUGGCUGGCAGGAGCAUCAAACAAGAACUAAAGGAGGAUUAUCCUCACAAAAACUACUACAAAUAGACCAUACUGGAUUAUCUCUCAAAAGACAUUUUCUCAAGCAUUGUAUAGAAAAUGACACUUAUUUUAAUAUAUCAAUUUUUCAACUUGAUUUUGUAUAAUUUGAUUGAAAUCUUAUAAGAUCAUAAUAUUUGUUUUUCAUAUAUUUUUACUGGAGAAAACAUGACAGUUUCUAUGAAUUUUCAGAUAAAAUUCACCUUAUACACAUUUUUAUUCAAGUGUAUAUUUUUUAAAGAUCUUUUUUGUUUUUCAGAUAAUUGCCUCUAAAUAGGCUAGUCAGUAAAAAAUGUCAGAAAGUAAAAGUCUUAACAUUUUCUAUUUUUUUCUCAUUGAAUAUGUGAAUAUGUAUGUUAAAAUGUACAUAUUAAUGCACACUGUUUAUUUUAAUAAAUUUCCAAUUUUUUUUUUUAAUAUUCAUCAUGUUCAUGAUGUUCAUAAUUAUAAAAAAUCAAAUUUUAUAGAGACAAUAUACAUUGUACAGGUUGUGAAAUGUCACAUGUUAUUAUUACAUGUGAAAUUAAAUAUAUAUCAGUUGUCAUAAAUCAUAUCUAUAUGUUCAGGCUUUUUAUGUGUUUCACAUUGUAUAUAUCUUCGUUAAGUGCCAUUGUAAUUCUUUGAUCAUUUUGUCAAGAUAUUCUAAUGUUUAAAAGUUUAGCAAACAUCAUGCAGAAAUUUCUGUAAAGAUAUUCUGAAGUUAAGAGAAUUUCUUGUAGAAAAAGUUUUGAACACGGAAAAUUUUCCCUUCAAAUUUAAAGAAUUAUACACACUAUACAGGAAGAAAGCAGAGUCUGUACUAUUUUAUUAUUUUUUUUAUCAAAGGGAGAUAAUUUUGAUAACAUUAUUUUUUAUUUUUGGAACAAGCAUAUAUACAUAAGAUCAAUGUUAUAUUUUUUUGGUAUUGUUUUAUACAGAUAGUAGCUGAUAAGGUGAAUUUCACUUAUCAAAAAGUUAACCAUGUUUUACUGGAAAAGAUGUUACCAAUUUUUUUUUACAAAAGAGUGUUUUAAAAAAAAACUCCUUUUUAAAAUAGAAUGCACCUAAUUAACAGAUAAUUGACAGAUAAUUCAAAUUCAAAUAAUUGUUAUAAAAGGCUAAAUUCAUCACUACUUCAAAUAUUUUUUAAUAAAUAAAAGCAACUAGAACAUUCCAUUUGUUUUUAUAGUAAACAUAUCAAUUGUUAAAUAAUGUGUUAUUUACUGUGUGUACAAUUCUAAUUUGUACAGAAAAAUCAUUUGUAAUUAUUUUAUAAUCUUUUUUACUCAAGUUUUGUACAUAUGUAUAUACAAGAAUCAUUCAGUAUCAUUUAAACACUAUAAAGUUCAGUUAACCAAUUCUUUCUUAAAUGUAUCUGAAACAAACAAUUUAAAAAAAGUUAGUUAAUAAUUGGAAAAUUAAAUCAGAAAAUCAUUUUCAAUUACAGGAAUGUAUUAGAAAGUCAUUAAAUUCUAAACCUGUAUAAAUAAAUUUUCAGAGAUACUUAUAUGAUUUAAAGAGUCCACCAGAUCUAGUAUGGUGGGUAUAUGCAAGGUUGGAAAUAGUUCUUUGAGGCAAGAUUAUUAUUAUGCAAAUAUGUCACAUGUAUGUUUUUUUUUAAUUCAGAUACUUAAUUCAUCAAUCAUCAAAAAUGUACAAAAUUUUAUAAUCUAUGUAAAGAAUAAAAUUACCUUCUUA